Clonostachys solani is the source of this 786-nucleotide messenger RNA. The record is from the annotation of a GenBank genome assembly. NCBI's taxonomy places the organism in Eukaryota, Fungi, Ascomycota, Sordariomycetes, Hypocreales, Bionectriaceae.
AUGGAGACGACUGCAUUCUUCAACCUGCCCGACGCCACCCUUGGCAACGGCCAUGGCGAAAAGACGCCGUUCGUUGCCACUGCUGCCCAGUACAACGUCUCAACCCACUGGAGGACGACCGAGGUUCAAUCGUUGAACAAGAAAUCUCUCUUUGACUGUUUUGCAGGAACCAUUCCAGUUAUCAGGCAGAAGGAUUUCCUGUCCCAGGAUGAGUGCGCGAAAAUGGUCGAGGUUCUCAAAUCUCACAAGAUUGGGAUAUACAACACAGACCAUGUCUGGCCCCGUGUGGGUUGUGUUGGGGUGGCCCAAACGGACCAUGUUCAUAACAAAGACGCGUACUUCUCUGCUGUCAAUGACGCAUUGUCGCUCCAAAAUCGGUGGAAGAGAGAGCUAGGCAUCGACAUUAUAGAAAGAGUGGCAGAAAGUCUCCACAAGGCAUCCGGAAUGCUGGUCCGCAAAGCUCGUGAGGGCGAACGCGAGUAUUUUGCCGGGGUGAUUCGAGCAAUUGACACCGGCAUCCAGAUCCACGCUGACCAUGCCCCUUUUGAAGGUAAUGGGUGGGAGAUCGGCGGCAUUGUAGCACAAAUGUCCUGGAACAUCCUACUCAACCCGGUCCCCGGCGGGGACACGAUUAUUUAUGAUCGAACCUGGCAUGCACCCCAAGACGACAUCAAGUGGCGCAAGGAGUUCCCCAAGUAUGCGUACGACCCUCAGAUUGUCGACGGGUGUGCCAUCAAGGUUGUGAAGCCUACGCCAGGAGAUCUGUACUGGUUUAACCCUCGGUAA